UAAUAAAUCUCCGGCCCCACUGGCUUUCGUUUGUCAGUUUUGUUGUCAAAAUAAAAUUGUAAGCAAUGCUGCCAACAUUUUGCAAAUUCCUGGCCAUUUUCUGCAUAUUUGCUAAACAAACAUAUGCGACGACCAACCUGAGUCCAGGGGCCGUUGGCGUGCACCGUCGAUUCGAGUACAAGUACUCGUUUAAGCCGCCGUAUUUGGCCCAAAAAGACGGCACCGUACCCUUCUGGGAGUACGGGGGAAAUGCCAUUGCCAGCUCCGAGAGUGUGCGUGUGGCACCGUCGCUGCGUUCGCAGAAGGGUGCCAUCUGGACCAAAACGCAGACCAACUUCGACUGGUGGGAUGUGGAGAUUGUGUUCCGCGUGACGGGACGUGGCCGUAUCGGAGCCGAUGGUCUGGCCUUCUGGUACACCACCGAGAAGGGAGACUACAAUGGGCCGGUGUUCGGCUCCUCGGACCGCUGGAAUGGUCUGGGCAUUAUCUUUGAUUCCUUCGACAACGACAACAAGCAUAACAAUCCCUACAUCAGUGCGGUGGUCAACGACGGUACCAAGCAGUACGAUCAUACCAAUGAUGGAACGACGCAGUUGCUGAGCGGUUGCCUCAGGGAUUUCCGUAACAAGCCCUUCCCCACCCGUGCGCGCAUCGAGUACUACAACAACGUGCUCACCGUUCUCAUUCACAACGGCAUGACCAACAACAACGACGACUACGAGCUGUGUAUGCGUUCCGAUGGCGUGAAUCUGCCCAAGAAUGGCUACUUUGGUGUCUCGGCUGCCACCGGCGGCCUGGCCGAUGAUCACGAUGUGUUCCACUUCCUCACCACAUCCCUGCACGCUGCUGGGCAGGUCCAGGAGAACCAGAAGGUGGACAACCAGAAGCUGACUGCGGAAUACAACGAGUAUCAGGAUAAGCUGGAGAAGCAAAAGCUGGAAUACAAAAAGGAGCAUCCGAACGAGCACAAAGACGAGGAGGAUUUUGACGAGUUUUACGAGUCGGAAGACCAGCGCGAGCUGCGUCAAAUCUGGCAGGGACAGAGCCAAAUCGCCGAACACCUGCGCGAGCUGUCCCGCAAAGUGGACGAGAUCAUUGGACGCCAGGAGAACACGUUAACGCUGGUCUCUCGCGGCCUGGCCGCCAACGCCGGACAGGCCCUGCCACCAGCAGCCGCAGGCAGUGUGCCCCAGCAGCAGCAAUUGGGUGGCGGCGGUGUGGUCAGCAGAACCGAUGUGGACUUGCUUCUAACCAAUCAAAAUGUUCUGCUCAGCUCCAUACGGGAGAUACGGCAACUGGUGGGCGAUAUCAAUGUGCGCACUGAUAACAUUCAGACAAAUCAGAAGCACGCUCCCACAGCCCAGAUCCAGUCCACCGGCUACGAUGUGCAAACGCUCAUAGCCGAGAUGCGUGAUGGCAUGAAUCAGGUCAAGCAGGGCAUCUCCCAUGUGGGACAAAAAUUGGCAUCUGCGCCACAGGGCGCAGCGCAGGUGGCCAACUGCCCCACCGGCAGUUGCGUGGGCGUCACACUGUUUCUAAGUGUAACCGUUGUGCAAUUGCUGCUAGUAUUUAUCUAUAAUAUAUUCAAGAACCGCAGUGAGGCGCAGGCGAAAAAGUUCUACUAGGCCAAAAUGCUAACAAACAACAACAAACACACGGAACACACAGAACACCAGGAACAGAAGGAACACAUGGAAUACAAACACAAUUAACAACCACACACACACACACACACACACACCUGACUAGGCGCAACUAAAUUUAGUGAAAAUGAUUUACUUAAGACUACAGCGUAGAGUGCUCUACAAUUAUGCAUAUGUAAUUGUUCCGUUUGUAUUGUAUUUGACGAAUAUUGAUUGAUUGAUUAGUCAGGUGCCGGAUCGAAAUUGAAGCCAUUAACUACUUAAACUGAAGAAUGAACAAGAAAUCUGAACAAUGCAGUCGCCUCAUGACAAUGCCAAGCAAUACAAACAAUCGAUCGAUCGAAGAAGCCACAAGACAAACCUAUACCCCUAUACCCCUUUCCCCCGGCUCCCCCUCUCCAACUAGAACAUAGUCUGAUGAAGAUGUUUUCCAGCAGGGCAAGUCGAAAGUCACUAUUCUCAACGCUGCAUAUCACGCGCGUGCAGGCAUUUCUUACAAAAACACAACAA
Drosophila pseudoobscura is the source of this 2153-nucleotide messenger RNA. It is a transcript of the gene ergic53, whose product is annotated as protein ERGIC-53. The record is from RefSeq and is a predicted model, not a curated record. The coding region runs from base 66 to 1625 and encodes 519 amino acids. Gene Ontology annotation, molecular function: D-mannose binding. NCBI's taxonomy places the organism in Eukaryota, Metazoa, Arthropoda, Insecta, Diptera, Drosophilidae. The transcript has 5 exons. Gene Ontology annotation, biological process: endoplasmic reticulum to Golgi vesicle-mediated transport. Gene Ontology annotation, cellular component: endoplasmic reticulum membrane; Golgi membrane; COPII-coated ER to Golgi transport vesicle.